Messenger RNA from Amyelois transitella, 4088 nucleotides. RefSeq lists its product as uncharacterized. Lineage: Eukaryota; Metazoa; Arthropoda; Insecta; Lepidoptera; Pyralidae. The transcript has 4 exons. Bases 805 to 3417 code for a protein of 870 amino acids. The record is from RefSeq and is a predicted model, not a curated record.
AUGGCCCGUUAGCGUUUUGAUAAGAUUCGAACUUUAUUUCGAAAUUUGCAAUUCAUGAUGACCGUGUACGCUUGAUUUAGACACAGAAACAAAAAUACUUUUUUAUCUAUUAAUCGAAAGAAAAAUUACCUUAUCCUUACAUUUGUUAUCUAGGUUUAAUUUGAUUUACAAAAGGAAGGCACAUCGAAAAGAGUUUUUUUCAUAAUCUGGUUAUAUUUUUUGAUAUGAGACACUUUAGGUUUAGUUCAGCAGUAGCCGAUGGAUCGGUAAACGAAAUUUAAGUCCGAUGUAUAUUAGAGUACCUACGCUUUUCAAGAUACAUUGGUUUGAGUUCACUGUGGUCGCUAAAUAAAUGUAGUAAACGCUACAUGGAUGAUGAUGAUUCUAAAAUUAUCAACGUGACCAAAGUAAAUGCAAUGUAAAUGUUUUUUGUAAUUUAGUAAGCUCAAGCUUACUUCAGAUACAUUUUAUACUCAGCAAAGAUGACUUCUUGCAUCAUAAAUAAAAACUGAUUGGAAUUCCGCUUGCCACUGAUGCGAUAAAGUAUUAUAAAAACUCUACAGAACAAUCUCUAAAACGUUUUAUCGUUUCGUAUUGAUAAGAGAAAUUACUCGGGUGAUAGUAUUAUUUAUUAAUUGUAUGUUUUAUAAACAUUUAAAGCACAACAUUUGUAUUUUGAUAAAUAUACAAUAUUAUCAGUCAUUUAUUUGACCUAAGAUAAAAUUGUGAUAAAAGCAUAUCUUCAUAAUUGUUCCAAUUAUCUCCGAGUGAACACUGCUAGUGUUGGAUUUCAUCGGUGCAAGUAUGGCUGGGUUUAUAUUCGAAGGACAAGUUGAAAGUUUGUCAUCGCGACAGCAAGAGUUUAUUUGCAAUGUUGUUGCGAAACUUGGGUUCAAAAAUAAUAACAUAAAUAUAGAAGAAGUCGGGAAAGCUGGUGAUAAUUACAUAGCCAACGUUAAAAGAAUCAUCAUAAAUAAUAAUGGUGAAAAGUUUAAAAUGAUUGCAAAGAUAGCGCCAACGAAUAAAAUAGCAAGAGACAGGUCAGGAAUUGACGUAGUGUUCAUAAAUGAAAGUAUUAUGUACCAAGAAAUUCUGCCAACGUUAGUCAAUCUACAGAAAGUACAUGAUGUACCCAAAGAAGAUUUAUUUCGUUAUGCUAAGUGUUAUGGAGUUUUGACUGAGGCACCUCAUGAAAUGAUUCUUUUGGAAGACUUAAAAAUAUCAGGAUUUGUUACAUUGAAUCGGUUCACAUCAUUAACAAAUGAGUAUGUUAAAUUGGUUCUUAAGAAUUUUGCAAUUUUUCAUUCUCUGUCAUUGUAUUUGAAAGAACAAAACCCGGAAACCUUCUCUAAAUAUUGCAAACGCCUUAUAGACUUUUUUGUUAAGCUCAGUGAAUCCCACGAUUUUAGGUAUUACUUAGAAAAUAUUGAAAAAGACGCCUUGGAAGUAUUAGAUGAGGAAAAGUAUAAGGAUGUGGUUCGUGGGUCUAUUUCAAAAAUGCCAGAAAAGUUAGCGAACCUUGCUAAAGAUGUUUUGCAAAUGAAACAGUCAGUAUUGAUUCAAGGAGAUGGUUGGACCAAUAAUAUUAUGUUCCAGAUUGAAGACGAGAAUCCUGUGAGCUGCGUGUUGAUAGAUUACCAGCUUUCAAAAGUGUCAAAUCCUGUCUGCGAUAUUCUGUACAUGAUUUUUGCUUGUACUGACCACGUAACCCGUCAGAAAUAUUAUAAUGAAUGGAUCGAUUACUAUUAUUUAAAACUUGAAGAAUCACUAUCACAUUUUGGUAUUGAAGUUAAUAAUAUAUAUACAAGAAGCGAGCUAAACGAUGAUCUCAAGAAAUAUUCCAAGCUUUUUUUCGAUAAUUCAUUGAUGUUAUUUUCGAUAUUUAUUAGAAAAUCCGAAGAUGCCGCUAAAGUAAAGAAAGCUAUUGAAGAAGGAGAAAAGUAUGAAAAUAUGCUAGAGACCUUUCAGAUGAGCAAUUUAGAUAUGGAGUCUUUGUCUUUAUUCAAGAGUAAAAUAGAGGGAUUAAUUGAUAGCUUUAAGGAGUUCGGGUAUAUUGAUAUUAAAAUUUCAAGAUCCUGUUUCACUUCCUUUUAUAUCCUUAUAAAUAGAACUUGUUGUUAUUAUUUUUUAACAAACCGUUUGUGCAUCUACAACAUGGCAGGAUUAGUAUUCGAAGGGGACACAAAUAGUGUAAGUAAAACACAACAAGAGUAUAUUAUUGAAGUGCUACAGAAAAGGAGAUAUAAAUAUGGUAAAAUUUGUAUUGAACCAGUUGGAAAAGCUGGUGAUAAUUAUGUAGCAAAUGUUAAGAGAGUUAUUGUCAAUAAUAAUGGACGCGAUAUUUUCAAAAUGAUUGCAAAAGUUGCUCCUACUAAUGAAUUUGCUCGUGCUUCUGGUAUUCCUGUGUGGUUCAGAAAUGAAAGUGUACUCUAUGGGGAAAUAUUUCCAAAAUUCAGGGAACUACAACAAAAAUUACAAGUUGAUGAGUCAUACCUACUUCGAGUUCCUGAAUGUUAUGGUAUUUUGAGUGAAGAACCAAAUGAGCUUAUUUUGCUAGAAGACUUGGAGCCGCUUGGGUUUGUAAUAGAAGAUAAAGCAAAGCCACUGCAGAAUGGAAGUGUAAAAUGUAUAUUGAAAAAAUUUGCUGUGUACCAUUCAUUGUCAUUUAUAAUGAGGGAAAAAAAUCCUUGUACGUUUGAAAAUUCUUCGAAAAAGCUUUACAACAUAUACUGCAACAUGAACAAAAUGCCUGGAUUUGAUCAGUAUUUGGCAACAGUUUUAAAUAAUUCUAAGGCAAUAAUAAAUGACAAUGAUUAUGGUAAAGUUUUUGAUGUUUUAACACAGCAGUGGCCUACGUUGCUAGAGAAAUUGACUAAAGAUGAAGAAACAUCAAAAUACACCGUAAUUAUUCAUGGCGAUGCUUGGAUCAACAAUGUUUUGUUCAAACAUAAAGAUGACGGUCAAGUAGACUGUGUUCUCAUUGACUAUCAGCAAUCUAAACUUGGUAGCCCUGCCUGCGACGUCCUUCACGUCAUUUGCACAAGUACUGACCACGAAACCAGACACAAAUAUUUCAACGAAUGGAUGGCCUUUUACCAUUCCGAACUAGACAAAUGUUUGGCCAACCAUGGUUUUAAGGUCAGCGAAGUCUAUUCCAGGAAUCAAUAUGACGCUGAUAUUCGGACAUAUUCCAAAGUAUAUUUUGUCGUUGGUUUUCUUAUGUUUGCCCUUAUGUUUAUCAAACCAGAAGAUGCUGCUGCCUUCAAAGAGUUAGCAGACAGUGCCUCCGGUGAAGAUAUGAACGCAGUUCUGCAAAAUGCGGCCGAUAUCAUUUCAAAAAUAAAUUGUUUAGAGUUAAGAAGUAGAUUGGUCGGUCUUGUUGACAGUUUCCGAGAAUUUGGGUUUAUUGAUUUCUAAAACCUAGAUUUUACAAAAAGAAGUAGGUACAAGAUUAAAAUAUUACUACUAAACUCUAAUAUAUUAUAACUUGUUAUUAUAAAACGAAUUACUAAACAAGAUAAAACUUGUGUAUAAAUGUCUUAAUGUGUUAUAACACGAUAAUGUAACGAACAAAUUAACAUUAUUAUUCACUUCAUGUAACGUAUACUUUGCUAACACAAAUAUUGAUAUAUCAAACAAAAUCGAGUAAAUAGUGAUGUUGCUUGGGUAUAUUUAUAUUUCUAAAGUGUUAUAAGCCGUACGUUAUUUGUUUUGCUAAGAUUGUAAUCUUCUAUACUUAUAAUAAAUCUGUAGAGAGGUCAAUUCUGUACAUGGAAUAUAUUUUCAAAAUAACUAUCAGGGGGUGAUUAAUGAUCGAUACUGAUGCUAAAAAUGCAAUCAGUAAAAUUUUUGUCUGUCUGUCUGUCUGUCUGUAUGUUCUUUAUAGAAACAAAAACUACUUGACGGAUUUUAACAAAACUUGGUACAGUUAUUCUUCGUACUCCUGAGCAGGUUAUAGUAUACUUUUCAUUACAAUACAAUUAGUAGGAGCAGAGCAGUGAAAGGAAAUGUUGGGAAAACGGGAGAAGUUACUUGAUUUUUUAAGCUUCCGUCGCGUGUGCAGCCUUAAUGGUUAAAGCUACAGCAAA